AUGUUGCAGGGUGGAUUGUCAAGUGGCAAGGCUCCUUUCACAACAAGACAAUCACAAACUAAUCUGAUUGCGUUUCAUCAUGUAAUUGAUCAACUGCAAUGGCUAUCUGAUCUAGCAACCGACCAGAGCGGUUUGUCAGCUGGCAAAGCACCUGUGAUAUAUUAUGAUCGACAACGACUUUCCUACACCAUAGAUCCGACUAAGUGCCGCUACAAGUGCAUAUUCAAUAAUGAUAAAACACAAUUGGACAAGGGGGAUGUUGUGGUCUACACUGACAGAUUUUCCGCCAGGGAAGCACGUCAACUAAAGGAAAAAGGGGUUCUUAUCGUGUUCGAGUCAGGUGAAAGCCCCUGGCACAUGUCGUUUCUGGACCCUUCUCAAUUGAGUGAAGUCGACAUGUUUAACACUUAUCAGGCAACUUCACCUGUACCAUAUGUAUAUCCCAUGUUCGUCCGCAACACAAAACCCAAAUUGAAAUUCACCGACGAAGAGAAAGCUGCGAUGCUGGCAAAAGACAACACUUACCUGCUGCCUCACUAUCACAAGCAGAGAACAAAAUUAAUCGCCUGGGUGGUCUCCAAUCAUUCGCCACGAAACAACAGAAAGGAGUACGCAGCGGCAAUUUCAAAAUUCAUUCCAGUGGACAUAUACGGACGGCAAGGCAAGCGGUUUCCACCUGGUCAUGAUGGAUUUAAAUGGCUUUCCGAAAACUACAAGUUCUACUUGGCUUUCGAAAAUUCCAAUUGCAAAUAUUACAUAACGGAGAAAGCUACAGUAAAUGCUCUCAAUUUCGACAUAGUUCCCAUUGUCCUCGGAGCUUACAAGGCAGACUACGAAGAUACUCUACCGCCUCACUCCUACAUCAACGUGGAUGACUUCAAGUCCAUUCGCGAUUUGACUGACUACCUGCUCUACUUGGACAGAAAUGACACCGCCUACGCAGAGUACUUUGCCUGGAAGGAACACGGCAAAAUCUACACAAUAACCAGAUUGGAUUGUCGGCUUUGUGGCUUCGUGUACCAGCUGAACGAAGGCAAGGUCAAACUCGAGCCUCCAGAUUUCCGCAAAUUCGUUGAUCCACAAAGACUCUGCUUCGAACGACCGCUGUUGCCGCUGCAGUGA
This is a messenger RNA of Mesocestoides corti, 1122 nucleotides long. The record is from the annotation of a GenBank genome assembly. NCBI's taxonomy places the organism in Eukaryota, Metazoa, Platyhelminthes, Cestoda, Cyclophyllidea, Mesocestoididae.